Messenger RNA from Seriola dumerili (greater amberjack), 2663 nucleotides. It is a transcript of the gene wnt9b, whose product is annotated as protein Wnt-9b-like. The record is from RefSeq and is a predicted model, not a curated record. Lineage: Eukaryota; Metazoa; Chordata; Actinopteri; Carangiformes; Carangidae. The transcript has 4 exons. Bases 83 to 1150 code for a protein of 355 amino acids. Gene Ontology annotation, cellular component: extracellular region. Gene Ontology annotation, molecular function: cytokine activity; frizzled binding. Gene Ontology annotation, biological process: cell fate commitment; canonical Wnt signaling pathway; neuron differentiation.
UUAAAGAGGUGCGUCGAGCAGACGGCUCAGACUUUCUCCGUUGAAGAAUCAGCGAGAUGAAGAGCAGCGCCAACCCGGCACCAUGCGCUCCAGGCUCCCACGGACCGCCUGCCUAUUGCGACUCAUUGCACUCUGCAUCCUCCUCUCGCACACUGCAGCUUAUUUUGGGCUGACAGGUCGGGAACCCUUGGUGUUUUUACCCGGACCGUUUUCCAAUGAACCCCCUACGGGAAAGGCACACCUGAAGCAGUGCGAGCAGAUGACUCUGACCAGGCGGCAGAAGAGACUGUGCCGCAGGGAGCCUGGCUUGGCCGAGACGCUGCGGGAGUCGGUGCGCCUCAGCCUCCUGGAGUGUCGGUACCAGUUCAGGAACGAGCGCUGGAACUGCAGCCUGGAUGGCCGGGGAAGCCUCCUGAAGAGAGCAUUCAAGGAGACUGCCUUCCUCCUGGCAGUGUCCUCUGCGGCGCUGACUCAUGCACUCGCCAAAGCGUGCAGCUCGGGCCGAAUGGAGAGGUGCACGUGUGACGACUCCCCCGGCAUCCAGCAUCGAGAGGCGUGGCAGUGGGGGGUCUGCGGCGACAACCUGAAAUACAGCACCAAGUUUCUAAAGAAGUUCCUCGGACAGAAGAGGGUCAGCAAGGACCUGAGGGCUCAGGUCGACGCCCACAACAUCAACGUCGGAAUUCGGGCAGUGAAGAGCGGGCUGAAAACAACCUGCAAGUGUCACGGUGUCUCCGGCUCUUGCGCCGUACGGACUUGCUGGAAGCAGCUGUCGCCUUUCCACGACACCGGGCGGCUGCUGAAGUAUAGAUAUGACACUGCAGUGCGAGUGCUGAGUGUCACCAACGUAGCCACAGGGGAGACCGAGCUGGCAGGGCCCCGUCGCCACGGCCAGAGCCUCCGCACUACUGACCUGGUCUACCUGGAAGACUCCCCCAGCUUCUGCAGGCCCUCCCGCUACUCCCCGGGCACAGGCGGCCGGUCGUGUGCCAAAGACACCAGCUGUCAGAGUCUGUGCUGUGGACGGGGUUACAACACAGCCAUGCGCCUCACCAGCCUGUCCUGCCACUGCCAGGUACGCUGGUGCUGCCACGUGGAGUGUCAGACAUGUGUGAGAGAGGAGGAGGUGUACACCUGCAAAACUGCAUAAACAAAUAAUGAGAUAGAAGAAAUGUAGGGAGUAUGUGAAGACUUGCAAAACAAAAAGAGUCAGUGGAAAAAUGUGAGAGAGACAAAGAGUUCUUCACUGAUCUCACACAUUGACAUGACUGAACUAUAAUCUCCUAUAGACAGUCCGCUGCUCUGAUCACAUCACAUCAGAUCAUGUCUUUGCAGAUCUCCAUUCUGAGUUGCAUGUUAUUUUUUGGGAGGAAUAUACACUUAUAAAGCAUUAUAAAAUUGCCGGUUAUUUGCUAAUCAUCAGCGAUUUGAUAUGCAGCCGCUUACAGUAGGUGAGGAUGUUUUCAAACCACUCUUCUUUCCUCUCACUGGAUGCACUGAAAAUCCCGCUCUUCUGAGAUGGAGGGAAUCAAGCUCUUAAAAAGCAGGUACUGGACUGGAUUGGAUUGCCACCAGCAGUACGACGUCAAACCCUGCCUGCAGGGGAGCUCCGACACUGACUUUGCUGUAUUGUAAUUAUCCCAUUUCAUUUGACUAUUUAUUGUAUCACUCAUCGUGUCUGUUGUACUGCUGCUUUAUACUUUAACCUUCUUAUAAUCGAGAGUUGCCACUAAGGCUAAAACAGCCUGAAAAGGAAUCUACCUGUCUGUCCUAUUCUGUCUGCUGUGUUCUAUUCUCUGCUGUGGAGAACUUUUGAGGGUUCUUUUCUGAGUAAAAAGCACUUAAGUUGCUCGUGCUAUGAUGAUACAAAGUGUGUAGUUAAUCACAGAAUAUAUGUAUAAAUAGAACCACUGGAAGCUUUGAGGUGUGGUUGAUACCACUGAUAUACAUUGUAGCUACAUGCAUUAACUGGGUUAUUGUGUAAAGAAACAUGCUGGGUUUCAGUUGCUCUUAUGGAAAUGUCUAUGGAAAUCUCUACAUGCAGCCUAAUGUGUGCUCAGCAGAACAAAGGGAAAAUACUCUGAGUAAUAGUGAGGGGAAACACCAAACACUCCUGCAAACAAGAAUGAAAAACACUUAAAUUGUAAACAUACCAGCUCUUUUCUUUUUUUUUUAAAAUUCUAUUUAUAGAGGUGCACACUUUACAAUACUUUCAAGUUCAAAAUUGCCUGAUUGAACCAUUCAGUCUUCAAAGUCUAAUUUAGCCACAUCUUUGUUCUCGAUGCCUUUGAACUGGGCCAAUUAUGCUCCUUAUUUUUGUAAAUUGCUAAUCAAAGGAAAUCACCAUGUUUACUCCCUGAUACUCACAUCCAAAACAAAGUGUCCAUGUGCGCAGGUCAAUAGUGCACGUUAGACCCGGAAAGGUUUAUUUUUACUGGCCAGUUUAUGUUGUUAUGUGUGAGCGAUUCUGAACUGUAUAUAUGAUAUGAAUAUAACUCAUGCCAGGGCUCCAGGCGCAUGACAAUGUGGAAUCGUAAUUUACUACCUCACUUCAUCUUUUGGCAAAUAUCAGUAAGAUUUAUGAGUUAUGCAGAGUUAUUCUCUCUGUAGAUACCUGUCCUGUUCCUUUGAUCAUAUUUUAGAUUUUUGUACAGUUCUUUUGA